Lutzomyia longipalpis is the source of this 6546-nucleotide messenger RNA. RefSeq names its product probable beta-hexosaminidase fdl. Gene Ontology annotation, molecular function: beta-N-acetylhexosaminidase activity. Gene Ontology annotation, cellular component: membrane. NCBI's taxonomy places the organism in Eukaryota, Metazoa, Arthropoda, Insecta, Diptera, Psychodidae. The coding region runs from base 492 to 2492 and encodes 666 amino acids. Gene Ontology annotation, biological process: carbohydrate metabolic process; ganglioside catabolic process; glycosaminoglycan metabolic process. The transcript is spliced from 6 exons. The record is from RefSeq and is a predicted model, not a curated record.
AAAGGUAGAAGAAGAAGAAGAAUCGCGACGGCGAUUGUUUUUGUUUUUUGUUCGCGGAAAGUUCAGCAGAAAAAAUGGUGUUUUUUUGGAGCCAGAAGAGAAAUUCUCGUGAGCUGUGAAAAUCAGUUGCAACGGCUGUCCUCGCGCUCUGUGGAUUGUGGGUCAGAUGGGGUCAAAAGUGUGGUGAUUGGCGUGAAUUUUCCUUGACAAUCCGCGUGUGUGCGAAAAAGUGCUGCGACGGGAAUUACCUGCGCGCCAGAGGAGUCUAUUUCUGGCCAUUCGCAUUUGUGGGCAACCUAUUUUUCUCCCCAAGAGAGGUGUCAUGAGAUGAGCUUCCGUCCACUGUGGAUUACAUAAAGCCACCACCAAACCAAUCAAUGCAACAAAAUCAAUAAGGUGGAACGAGAGAGAGAAAGAAACUACAGGUGACGACAACGCAGCAGUGCCCGAGAUUGUGGCCAAGAAGGAAGUCAGAAAGAAAUUGCGUUGACAUGGCUCUCACGGCAUCCCUCAGACGUACCUUGAUCGCUCUCUUUGCACUCAUGACAUUCAUCCUUAUGGUGUUUUACUGGAAUCAAGAUGUUCUCAAGCCGGCAUCAUAUCUAAGCAAUUUUGAUCGCUUCGUGAGAACCAAGUUAGUGCCUGAACGUGAAAAAAUUUUCAUCUCGGAGAAGACAUGGACGUACAAAUGCGUGAAUGAUCGAUGUAUUCGAGAGCACUACCUCACGCAGCAUCAUCAUGAGAAGCGAAUCCCCUUCCUUACGUGCUCAAUGACGUGCGGUGCUCCAAAUAUAUGGCCCGAACCAACGGGAAAGGUGACACUGGGCAGUAAAUCUCUUACCUUUUCCACGGGGUGUGUGAAAGCGCGCAUUGAGACGCCGUUUGAGAAGGUGGAAAAUCUCUUUCGCGAUGCAUUUGUCGUUUUUAUGGAUGAUAUGCGAUUAAUUGAGAGCCUAGACAGGGAUGACAAGGUGUCCCAUGAGGGUGAAAGUCACACCGGUGGUGCUGAGGGUAGUAAUGAUGUGGCAACAAGUGUACCAUCAAAACGUCCCGAGGAGAGUCGCUGCAAACCCGAUCAUCCAUGUGAUAUUGACCAUUUUGAAAUUGUUGUAAAUAUACACAAAUUCCCCGACAUCUACCUCCGUUCAGACACCGACGAGAGCUACAACAUCACCCUCACGUUAGACAAUCGACGUAUUAGUGCAAAGAUCAUUGCAAGGAGUUUCUUUGGGGCUCGCAAUGCCCUCGCGACCCUCCAGCAGAUGAUCUGGUAUGAUGAUGAGGAUAGAUUGUUGAGAAUCGUUGGACGGGCAUAUGUGGAGGAUGCCCCAAAAUUCGGAUAUCGAGGCCUUAUGUUGGACACAUCGCGUCACUACUUUUCCGUGGAUGCAAUCAAGAGAACCCUCUCGGGGAUGGCUCUGAGUAAGCUCAAUCGCUUCCACUGGCACAUGACGGACAGCCAGAGUUUCCCUUUUGUGUCACGCCACUACCCACAGCUGGCGGCACACGGGGCAUACUCCAAUCACGAAGUGUACACGACAGAAGAUGUGCGGGAUGUUGUGGAAUUUGCACGCGUACGGGGUAUUCAGGUGCUACCGGAGAUUGAUGCCCCAGCACAUGCGGGCAAUGGGUGGGAUUGGGGCCCGAAGCAUGGGCUUGGGGAGCUAAGUUUGUGCAUUAAUCAGCAACCGUGGAGUUUUUACUGUGGCGAACCGCCGUGUGGGCAACUCAAUCCCAAGAACAACAACACCUACAUGAUUCUGCAGAAACUCUACGCGGAACUCCUUGAGCUCACGGGGCCAACGGAUUUCUUCCACUUAGGUGGCGAUGAGGUGAACCUGGAGUGUUGGAGUCAAUUUUUCAAUGACACCGAUCUCAAGGGGCUGUGGUGCGAAUUUAUGCUGCAGGCAUUCCAGAGAUUGCGCCAAGCUAAUGGGGGCAUUGCUCCAAAAAUGUCAGUGGUAUGGUCGAGUGGGCUCACGAGUUCGCCGUGCCUGUCGAAGAAUACGUUCGCGGUGCAAGUUUGGGGUGGGAGCACGUGGCAGGAAAACUUUGAACUCAUUGAGAAUGGCUUCAAUCUCAUUAUCUCUCACGUGGAUGCGUGGUACUUGGAUUGUGGCUUUGGCAGUUGGCGAUCAACGGGUGAGGGUGCCUGUUCACCCUAUCGCACAUGGCAGAAUAUCUACAAGCAUCGUCCGUGGUAUCGUAUGCGACUCACACCAAUGCAAACCAAGCAGAUUCUGGGAGGAGAGGUUUGCCUGUGGACAGAGCAAGUGGAUGAAUCAACGCUGGACUCGAGAGUUUGGCCACGAGCAGCAGCGCUCGCGGAAAGAUUGUGGACGGACCCAGAUGAUGAGCAUGAUUUCGAUGCAGUCCACAAGGAUGUGUUCAGUAGAUUUUCCGUAUUCCGGAAUCGACUUGUUCAGCUGGGUAUAAAGGCUGAGGCAAUAUUUCCCAAAUACUGUGCCCAAAAUCAGGAUGAAUGUGUCUGACUGUUGAGAUGAAAUUUCUUUUGUAAUAAUGAUGCUGUUAAGUAAUGUUUAAUAGUUCUCCCCCAAAAGUUGUAUUGUCCUCAUUUAGAGAGGAUAGCAGGAGGAAAAUUUAAUUGUAUAAUUAUUGUGAUUAGUACCACUUAGAGCUUUUUUUUAUAUAUAUAAAAUUAAUUAAUUAUAAAUUAUUCUAUAUUACGUCGAAAGAACAAAUAAAAAAAAUGAUGACAAAUUGAGAGAAGAUUGUAAAAAGAAAAAUGAACGUUUUACGUAAAAAAGAAACAUAAGAAUACGGCUAUUAAUGAGAAAAUAUUAUAUUGUAGAAACAUUGUGACAAAGUUAGUAAACAAAUUGAUAUUAAGAUGAGGUUUUUUCGGUCUUUUAUAGGAUAGAUUAAUUGCUCCUUCACGAAAAUUUUACUUUUAAAACUUCAUUACCCGCGUGCAAAUUCAACUAUAUAUCUCUGUCAAAGUUGGGUGGGAAAUUAAAUUAAAUGGCAUUUCCUCUUUUAAUUUUUCUUAAACGGAGUUAAAAUGUUAAAAAAUUAAACUUUUUUUGGAGAGAAAAAUAAAAUUUUAUAAAGUCUUUUAAUGGAGAAAAAAAUCCAAUUAAUUAAUAUUCCUUUUCAAACGAUUACGUAUUAAUGUUGUAAGUUAUGUUUUAUGAUUUAAUUGCUUUACAUAGUAUUUCUUGCCGCGAUUUGUACAUACAUUGAUUGCUAUUUAUAUAUAGUUGACUGCAAAGUAAUAUUAGCUCUGAAUUUAUUGACUCUUUAUACUAUUAAACUAACCCGAAUUGUGAUUGUUAAAAUACUUAUAAACAUGCUGAAGAAAUGCGUGGCGAACGUUUGACUUAAAUUCUAUAAUAAUAAAACAAUUUAGCUUGAGUAUAAAUAAAUAGUUAAUUAGUCCACAAAACAAUUAAUUAACAAACAAAGAAAAACGUGAAAUAAAGAUUUUGAGAAGGUUUCAAUAUUGAUUGACAUAGUUAAUGGUUCAAUGAGACAAAAAAAUCUCCGCAUUCCAUUUGUCCUAAUAAAAUACCUUUUACAUGCGACAUUAAUAUACCAAAAGAGGCUUUUUUUUACUUUAAUAAAACACGAACAAAACUUUCUACUAACUAUUAUUUUUUUCUCUGUGGAGUGAUCACAACUUUCUUUCAUGAGAUGUUUAACGAAAAAUCUUCUUUUUUAAAUCAAAUAAAUUUAAAGAAUUUUCACCAUUUUAGCACAAUAUAGAAAUAUCAUUUAACGUGGAAACUUUCAAGUAUAUUUUACAUGGUUUCUUUUCUCCAACAUGUUCUUCUCCUUCCAUUUGGGGGUGGGAAACUAUCGCUGCAAAAAAAGUAUUUCUCUCGUGCAAAUUACAAACUUGGCACAAAGUUAAUAAACAAGCAUUUGUGAUUGUCUCCCAUGGACGCCAAGUAUCGCGUACGCGAGUAAUCCCAAAUUUAUCGACAAAGAUUGUUGAAUGCAAAAGAACUAAAAACUUUUCAUUAAAUGCAGAAAAAUAUAUAGAUUUUGGAGCAAAAGCUAGAAAGUUUGUAAAAGUUCAAUGAGAAAAAAUUAAGAAGAAUUUUCAAUUAAGAAAUUUUCUUCAUCUACAGGUAUUUAACCACUAAAUAUUCUUUAAUUUUAUAUUUUUUUGUGAAUAAUGGGUUGUAGUCAGCUACAAAAAAAAUCCUUGAAAUUUCAGAACAAAUUUUAACGAUUUCAAGGAUUUUCUCUACAUUUUUUAUUUUAAAAAAAUCUGAAAUAUUUUAUAAUACUUAAAAGAUGUUUUUGAGUGAAAAAAAAAAUCAUUCAAAAUACAUUAAAAAUUGAUUUUAUUAAAAAUGAACAACUUUACUGCACUCUCCCCUAAAGAUUACACUACCAACCAAAAGUUUCUAAAUGAAUAAAAAUUUUGUAUUUUUAGGGCAACUUUCCAGGCAGUGAUUAUAUCUCAGGCUGUAGUUAACCGAUUUUCAAAACUCCGUCAGUUUUGGAAAAGUACAUUUCUCACCUUUCCAAAAAAGGUAGAUUUUUAGUAAUCGGUCGAGCCGUUAUUUUUCAGCAGCCAUUUUGGUUAGCCUAUGUAAAAAAGGAUUUUUCAAUUUUUGACAAAUUUUCACUUUUCACGGCCGCUAGUGCACCGAUUUUAAUAAAUAAGACUAUCGUUGAAAAGGUAAUUUAAUUCCCUUUCCAAAUCUGAUAAAUUUUUGAAAAACUAUCAAGCGGUUCGUUCACACUACGGUCAUUUUAGUGGAUCAAUAGUAAAAAAUUACAUUUUUGAGUAUAUUUCAGGCUGUGACUGAACGAUUUGAACAAAUUUAGAUUAAAAUGAUAACUACACAUGCUCUCUAAUUUAAAAAAAAAAUAAAAUAAAAAGAAACAAUAUUUAGCUAAAUCUAUCAAGUUAGUUCUCUUGUAAUGCAAGUUUUGGAAAGCUCUGACCUCUUUUUGUGUUAAAUUUUGCUACAUGAAUUGAUUUUGGGAAAUCAGUUGACAAGGUAGAAAUAAAGUCACAAAAAUUUUUCCUUAACCGUUGGUGGAUCGAGGUUUCUAACCUCACUUUGACCUUAAUUUUCUCUCAAAAAGAAAAUGUUUUCCGUGUUUUCUUUCGACGAAGUUUUGAGUAAUUGAAUUUUCAUACAAACAACAUUUAAUUCUGUGGCGAUUGAAAAAAUCGAAUUGGCCACGGUGGCUAGCAAAAUCCUCCAAUGGUUAAAAAAUCAGCUCUUUUGGUUACCCAGAAACUUUUUAAUGAUAGUGUAAGUUAUUUUCUUAUUCAAGAAUUUUUUUUCAGUUUAAACCAUCUUUCUUCAAUGAAUAUUCAUCUCGAUUUAUUUAAUAUUUGAUUGAUCACUUCAGAGAAAACUCUGCAAUUCUUUUUUUUCUUUUGAAUUUUCAUGCUAUUUGACUCAAUUGGUGCUUCGGCGAAGAGGUGAAAGAGAUUAAAAAAUAAAACAUUAGAAGUAGGAUUAGUUUACAAUUCCUUCUCAUUUACGAGAACAAUACAGAAAAUGCAUGCGAAAGGUAUUUUUUGUUGUUUAAAUUCAUUAACAAGAUCACUCAAAAUGCUCUUUAGAACAUCGAACAAUAUAAAAAAAAAAUUCUUGCAAUGGUGUGGUGUCAUGUGAUAGAGGAGACUGAACAGAAAUUGAUUAGAGAGACGUGCGCGAGAUUUACUUACACAAAAAAAAUGGAAUGAGGUGGAAUGUUUGACUUUUUUUUGCAGAAUAACGAUGAUUCGAAUGAGAAGUAAAUAAAUGCUGGGUGCAGGCGUGUGCAAUGUGACGCCCAAUUUUAAUGAAUAGUUCUUUGUAGGAAUACAGGUGAUUUAAAGUGUGACCUUAAAGUAGAGAAAGAGAGAAGGAGGUAGGGGAGGAUUGAGAAGAAGAAAAAAAUAAUGUAGAAAAGUUGAGGCGUGUUUUCUCAAAAACUAUUAAAAGAAAAAAGAAUAAUUAGAAAAUUUUUGUAUUGUAAAAAAUAUUAAUAAACAAAACUAUAAUAUCCAUCUAAUAAUGGUGUAGUUUCCCGGUAUGUAUUAGUUUUCAGCAUUAAAUUGUUUAAAUUCUAAACCUUAAACUUUUCGUGUAAAAUGACAGAAAGGGGUUUUUUUCUUGUGUAGGCGCAAUAUAUAGAGUUAAGAGAGAAAUAGCUUAAUUGUACAAUAAAUAUGUUUUUACCAGUAUAUAAUCAUGAUAAUUGCAAUUUUUGGCGCUUCUGUAGUUUAGCUUUAGGAUAAAAAUGGUUUAAGUGUGAUUCUUGUUAAAUAAAAUUAAAUUGUAAAAAAAAAAAUUAAUAAGUCUUUAUGGGAAUUUAGUUCUUAUAAUCAAUUUUAGAAAAAGAUGUUUUAAUAUUUUUUAGAAUAAUACAUAGAAACAUUAUGUAAUUUAGUAGGAAUUUGUUAAUUUUUUUGCUAAGAAAAAAAAAGAACUUUUAUGUACCUCAGAAGCGAAAUGCAAAAAAGGUGGUAGAGAGUUAGUGAGAAGAAGAAGAAUAUAGGGUAAAUAACACUGAAGGAAAUAAUGUGGAUAAGAGUGAUGGAUUCAAUAAAAAAGGACAUUAAUUGAA